Messenger RNA from Morus notabilis, 696 nucleotides. RefSeq lists its product as uncharacterized. Bases 1 to 696 code for a protein of 231 amino acids. NCBI's taxonomy places the organism in Eukaryota, Viridiplantae, Streptophyta, Magnoliopsida, Rosales, Moraceae. The transcript has a single exon. The record is from RefSeq and is a predicted model, not a curated record.
AUGCCCAGCUACAUGAAGUUUAUGAAGGAAAUCCUUUCCAACAAAAGAAAACUGGAGGAGUAUGAGACAGAUGCACUUACUGAAGAGUGCAGUGCUAUAUUGCAGAAGAAGUUGCCACCUAAGCUAAAAGACCCCGGGAGUUUCACUAUACCGUGCACCAUCGGAAACUCAUUCUUUGACAAAGCCCUAAGUGAUCUGGGGGCUAGCAUUAACUUAAUGUCUCUAUCCGUGUAUCGGAAGUUAGGUUUGGGGGAAGUAAAAUCGACAACAAUUUCUCUAUACUUGGCAGAUAGGUCAAUCAAGUAUCCAAGGGGAAUCAUCGAGGAUGUUUUAGUAAAAGUGGACAAGUUCAUCUUCCCGGCCGAUUUCAUUGUCCUUGAUAUGGAGGAAGGCCAAGAAAUCCUAAUUAUUCUUGGUAGGCCAUUCUUAGCCACUGGGAGAACUCUUAUUAAUGUGCAGAAAGGGCAUCUUAUCCUAAGAUUUCAAGAACAUGUAACUUUUAAUGUUUUAAAGGUGAUGAAGUACCCAGAUGACGCAGAAAGUUGCUUGAAGGUGGACAUUGUCGAAGAUUGUGUUAAGAAAGUUUUUCAAUUAACUACCCCGUCGAGCCACUUGAAGCUUAUCUUGUUGGAUCUGUUGACAUCAAUAAUCCAGAGAUUGAGGAAUGCAUUAAUCAUUUGGAAGCUACACCACUAG